AUGUUUGGAGAUGCAACUUCUAAGUCUCCUCUUGGAGUGUUCAAGAACUAUCACUUGAAAAUUGGAGAAUGCAUCAUCCAAACUGAUCUCACUGUCAUGGAGAUGGAAGAAGAGAAGGAUCUACCUCUGCUAUUGGGAACCCCAUUCCUUAGCACACCUAGAGGAUCAGAGUUUGUGGUACCAUUCAAAGCACUCCUCUUAAAUCCAAGAGUCCUGAAGUUGCUAAAGGUUGUGAAGGAAAAAGUUGAAAAAGAGCCAAGAGUUGUGAGAGAUAAGGUUGAGAAGGACAAAGGAGUUGAUAAAGGACCAAGGAUUGAGAAACCACGCCUUGAGAGACCUAGACUUGAGAGACCACGAUCUGAUAGGCCACGAGCUGAUAGACUUGUUCAAGCACCAUGUGUCCUUGAUGAGGAAAGCCUCCAAGCUUUGUUUGAUGAGCCACUAGGAAGCGCUCAAAAAGAAGGGGAGGAUGCAGCCUCAAAGGCACUUGUGGGAGAGAAAAGAAAGAACCCACCAGCUCAGGUUUCCUCAGCCAAGCCAUCUCAGCUCACUAUGACCUUGUUUCCCACCAAAUUUGAAAAUGGAAAGAUUGAGUACAAGAUAAGGUACAAAGGGAGAUCAAAACCUGAUGAUAGGAUAUUGUGGUGUGAUAAGAAAUGA
Messenger RNA from Microthlaspi erraticum, 660 nucleotides. Lineage: Eukaryota; Viridiplantae; Streptophyta; Magnoliopsida; Brassicales; Brassicaceae. The record is from the annotation of a GenBank genome assembly.